GUCUGUAAUGUUACUGCUCAGGCCUUGAGCGAAAACCCUUGGUUCCAGGCGGUCGCGGUCGUGCGAAGCGCUGCCCAACUCUAAAUGUCUUCUGCUUGGCUGAGGAGAAGACAACCAAUGAAAGCCUGGCAUCCACCCCACAACUCCCCUGAUGGGUACUUAAUAGCCCACCUCCUCCCAACAUGAGCGCCUGUCAAGGCAUGUCCUGAUAAAGCCAUGCCAUAGCGCCUACAAUCAAACCGUUCCGAUCGUCGCAGAUGGUCAUUUCUACCACUACUCUCACCACCGUUACCAUGGCAGCGUCGCCUGUUCGCUCUUUCUCUGCCGACAAACACCGGCCACAGUGCGUCUCCCACGACGAAUACAUAGAACUGCGAAACGCCGAGGACAAGCAUCUGAAUGCUGAGCUCGCUUCCAUCCGAUGCUCCGUAGACGACGUCAAGCGGGAGUUGAAAGCCGACAUCAAGGUGCUCAGAGACGACGUCACGACCCAGAUACAAUACCUUGAGGCCGAGAUCCGCCGGUCUCAAGCUUUCACGCGGAACAAUGCCUUGAAGAAUCCAACACUCCCUAUCCGACCUGUUGUUGUGUAUCGCCCUGGAUAUGGCAUUCUCGAACCGGAACCCUCACGAUUUCCUCGAAACGCAAACGAGUUUUACUCUUUAAGGGACCCACAAACUGAUCGGCACCGGUCCAUGCUGGCCUACCUUGCCGUCUUCUACGACGUCCAACUCAGAAGUGCUGGUCAUUUGCCUGAAGAGGAAAGCAACAGCGACGAUAGUGACGACGACGAAAUCAUUCUCGAACACCCUGACCUCGUCGUGGAGAAGUUGGAAGACAUACUCGGCCUGAAUGAAGAUAAAAUUACCAAGUUCAAGGAGAGAGCUCUGCAGAUGGCAUCGCGAGCGCCAUCGAAACCCAUCAAACGCUCCCAAAUAUCCUGGCUUGAAGAUGGACCUAUUCCUGAUCCACGCCGACAAAGACUCGAAUUACGUAUUACUGCCGGGGAAGAGCCAUACUUUUAUGAUCCCGAACGCCCGAAGAGUGUUUCCUCUGAAGGCUUAACCAAUGCACAUGUUGGAUGGGGUACACGUUCGACGCCUUCCUCGCAACGCGCACGAUUACAGUGGUCUCCCAAGCUAGCGCGCCUGUCCGAACCAUCCAAACCUGAACCAGAGCGACCAAAGUCUGCGUCUAAGAGUACCGAGGCUGAGUCAACAGACACCGAUAACGAUACACACGUGUUUACGAACUCGCCGGAACGGUGA
This is a messenger RNA of Colletotrichum acutatum, 1268 nucleotides long. RefSeq lists its product as uncharacterized. Lineage: Eukaryota; Fungi; Ascomycota; Sordariomycetes; Glomerellales; Glomerellaceae. The record is from RefSeq and is a predicted model, not a curated record. The transcript is spliced from 2 exons. The coding region runs from base 258 to 1268 and encodes 336 amino acids.